AGGCUCCUUCCCAGAAGCAAAAGCGGAAACAAAAGAGUCUCGCCGGCGUCCUCGCCCGCACACUCGCGCACACCCGCGCUCCGGCGCACACGGAACAGGCACCGGCGCCCGGAGCGAGCCAGCGAGCCGCGAGCAGCGAGCCGGGGACCCCCGGCUGAGCCAGCAGAGCAGCCAGCGAGUCGAGCCCGCGACGACCCUACGCCCCCGCGCCCCGUAGCUGCCCCCAGCCGGCCGGUGUCCCCGCCGCCCUCCCUGACCCAUGGCGCUGAAGAGGAUUCAGAAAGUGAGUGCCCGGGCCAGGCCUGGGGCGACGGGGCGCGCUUCGGCUCCCUGCCCACACUGACCCCGGCGAUGGUCCCGAAAGACGCGCCGGGAGGGCACGGGAUGGGAGGGUGCGCGGGGAUCAGGGGGCCGGAGAUGCCGGCGGGGCCAGCGGGCACUGGACAGGAAGAAGAGUACAGCACCAGCUGUGAAGAUAACAGCAACAAAAACAAAUGAAAGGACCAAGAUAUACUGGAGAAGACUUGGAAGAAGGAGACCAGAGUUUGCACUUGACUCCGUUUUUAGCUUAUAUAUCACUUUCUUAGGAAAGCCUUUCCCUACCACAUCCUAUUCCUUAUUCGUCUGUGUUAGAACACUGAACUCAUUGUUGUAAUUACCAUAUUGCAAUGAUUCGAAGGUGCACAUAUUUUUCAUUUUAACAUUUCUAAAGUUUGGAUGCAUCUUAUAAUUGAUAUCUUAAAAUUAGUUGGUAGCAUUUCUCAAUUAUUAGUACAAAAAUAAGGAUGUGAUUUAUGGUUGAUGGCAUCUUAGAUUUGAUGAAAUACAAUAUUUACAUGUGUUCCCAUGAAAAGGUUUAUGUCAUUCCAACAGUUUUAAAUACCAGGUAUACACAGUAUUUUCCAAUUUCUAGUCUAGUCCUCUUUUAAGCUCCAGACUUGCAUGUUGAACUAAAUUUUCCUUUGAUACCCCAGGGAUCACCAAUUCAAUAUGUCUACUUUCCGAAAAAACUUGUCUUUUAGCAUUCCCCCAAUCUCAGUAAAUGGAAUCUACGUUCGUACAUUCAUGAAGCUAAAAAGCUACCAGUUUGACUGCCAGGGUGUGAAUCCCACUUCCACCCUAUACUAGUUAUAUAAGCACAUGGAGAUGUGUGUUGCCUUUAUUCUUCAUCUGUAAAAUGGGGAGCAUAAUAACACCUAUCUCUGAGAGAUUUUAGGAGAUUAAAACAAGGAGUAAAUGUUAGCUGCCACUAAUCUUCAUGAUACAUAUCUGUGACCUCUCUCCUUAACUCUGUACAUGUAAUUCAUCUUCAGAUCCUGUGAGAGGUGGGCCCUUCAAAAUAUUUCUGUCCACUUGUAUCUCAUUGCUGCUUCUCCACUCCAAGCCCUCAUUUUUCUCACCUAUAGUAACUAAUAGCUUCUACUCUUUCUCAUCUCUAAUCUAUUCAAUACAAAGAUCAGUCAACCAUCUUUUAAAUCAGAUCAUACAGCUUCUUAAAACCCACAAUUCUUAAUAUGGUGUGUAUUGUUCUCAGUUGUCUGCCUAGCCUCUGCUUGCUUUUUCAGCCUCAUCUUAGGCCGCUCUACCUCACAGUGUCACUCAUUUCUCCCAAAUGAACUCCCACUCAUCCUUUACUUUUCGUCUUAGCUGCCACUGCCUCAAAGACAUGUUCUGAUCUUCCAAACUAAAGUAGGUACUUCAGCCCUAAUGUGUGAUCUUUUGUAUUGAAUUUAUACCUUUCAUAUUUGGGGUGAAGAUAAGGAAGUUGAGUGAUUUCCCCAAGGCUUGCAAUGCUAAUUAUGGUAGAACUAGAAUACCAGCCCAGGACUGGCCAACUCUAAACUCUUAUUUCCAUGGUCCUUCCUUUGCUUCCUUGAGAGCAGAAGAUAGCAUAUGAAUCAAUGUGCCAGGCUUCCACAUGCGGCCUGACUUCUCUCCUCUCUUUCCAUUUAACCUUCAGGUUUGGAGAUAUCUCAUGAAGGAAUUUAGUACCUGCCAUACUCGUCUACCAAUCAGUAACAGAAUUAAGUGAUCUACAACGCGACCCACCUGCUCAUUGUUCAGCUGGACCCGUGGGAGAUGACUUGUUCCACUGGCAAGCAACUAUUAUGGGACCUGAAGCAAAAUACAAUUAAAGGAUUUUUGAUGAUUUUCUGGAGCACUGGUGGCAAAUACUUGUUAGGAUCACUGUGAUGUUUUCCUUUGCCAAUUCCUUGAUCAUUACACAUAGUCAUGGAUCACCCACAAUUUGCAACCAGGCUCCUGAUAGCGCCUAUCAAGGUGGAGUCUUCUUUCUCACUGUACAUUUUCCGACAGACUAUCCUUUUAAGCCACCAAAGAUUGCUUUCACAACAAAAAUUUACCAUCCAAACAUAAACAGUAAUGGAAGUAUUUGUCUUGAUAUCCUGAGGUCACAAUGGUCACCAGCUCUGACUGUAUCAAAAGUUUUAUUGUCCAUAUGUUCUCUACUUUGUGAUCCUAAUCCAGAUGACCCCUUAGUACCAGAUAUUGCACAAAUCUAUAAAUCAGACAAAGAAAAAUACAACAGACAUGCAAGAGAAUGGACUCAGAAAUAUGCAAUGUAAAAUAAAAAAAUAUUUCAUAUAUACCAGAGUACUGUAAAAUCUAGGUUUUUUUCAACAUUAGCAGUAAAUUGAGCACUGUUUACUGUUUCAUUGUACCAUGAAAUCCUUUGAUUUUUACCCAUUUUACAUGUAUUUCUGAAGCAAGACAAAACAAACUUCCAAAAAUACCCUUAAGACUGUGAUGAGAGCAUUUGUCAUUUUGUAUGCAUUGAGAAAGACAUUUAUUAUGGUUUUUAAGAUACUUGGACAUCUGUAUCUUCAGCUUACAAGAUCUGCAAUGCAUCUGAAAAGUAACCAAAUUAUUUUUUGCUGAAACUAGAUGUUUUUACAUGAGAAAUACUGUAUGUGUUGUCUAAGAUGUCACCAUUUUUAUAAAUCUGUAUUCAGAUUUCAUUCUUUGUUAGCUCACUUUAUAAUUUGUAUUUUUUUACUGUAUAGACUAAAUAUAUUCUAUUUACAUGUAUGUCAACUCAUUACCUUUUUCCUGUGAACAGUAUUGAAAAAAUGCAACAGCUGGUAAUUAAGUGAAUUAACUGUCUCCCUUGUCUUAGGGUAUUCGGUAGAUUGAUUGCAGAUUUCUUAAACCUGAAAGGAUCUUUACACUGUAAUUCUCAGUAUCCUGAUUAUGGAGAAACACUUGUUUUGAUUUUGUUAUACUUGACUUAACUUUAUUGCAAUGUGAAUUAAUUGCACUGCUAAGUAGGAAGAUGUGUAACUUUUAUUUGUUGCUAUUCACAUUUGAGUUUUUUUUCUGUAUAGGCAAUAUUAUAUUGACACCUUUUACAGAUAUUAAUGUAGCUUUUUCCAUAUAAAUAAAAUGCUUUUUCUACUAUUUGUCUUGAUUACUUAAAGAAAUAAAUUAUUAUAAGUAAGGAUCAAAACUAUAAAAUUUCGCAUGAAAAUUAAUUCCAAAUUGUGAGAAUGAGUUGUAUUUGGCAUUCACUGCCAUUAAUUAUAUAAAUUUUAUUGCUUUAGGUUUGUAUCUGUUUACUGUAUUAUCAGUCUAGAGAAUGAUACACAUUGGACCCUUGUUAUAGAAGAGAAUUUAGAGUAAGUUGAGGUUUGUCUUGGAUCACAUUUUAAGUGGAUCAUUUACUAAAGUACUGUGAUGAGUAUAAGGCAGUGUCACCCACACUGAAGAAAGUAUUGACCUGAAAAAUAGUUUAACUAUUAAAAUGCCCCUCUAGGUGGAAUGGACAUUGUAUUUCUUAACAUUUUAAAAUCUAGAAUUUUCAAAAUAGUAGUUUAGUGCCAUCACAGUUUGAAAGAGGGCAUCCAUUUUUUUACUACAGAUGUUAUAAAGAAAAUUCGAAAAUGAUGCUUUCCUCUGUUUUUAUAAAUUUCCAGUUAAAACUGAUUUAAAUAAGCAGGUUAUCUUUGCAGAUUUUAAAGAAAGCUAGAAAGUUCUAACUUGGAAAAAAAAAUACAUUUCUAAUUAUUUAGCAUGCUUACCAAACUUGAGUGAGUGUCAUUUUUAAGAAGAGUUGUAGCUCUUUGGAUUAUUGCAGUAGCUGUAUAUAAGUGUGCAAGAAUCUGUGAUGGAUGUAGUCGUUAGUAAAGCAUUUAAAUCACUUCAGUAUUUUACCAUGGAUCAUUACCAUUAAAGCACAAAAUAACCCGUUGUUAGAAAAUGUGUUUUUAUAAGUGAAUGUAAAAAUAAAUAAAUGAAUUGUGAAAUGGAUGUUUAAGAAAAUAUAGGUUUAAAAAGUAACUAUAUUAAGUAACGUCUUGAAACAAACAUAUCAUGAAAAACACUGCUUUACUAGGUAUAUGAUUAUAAGCUACAUUCACCCAGAAUUUACACUCAACUUCAUUAAAGUAUUUAGUCUAUUUUGAUAGUAAAGGAUUUUGUUUCUUGAAUAUCUUUCACUUUUUUUAAAACUUUGAUUUGUGUGGCAUUUAUUUUUGGAAGUGUCCUUUUUUUUUUUCUUUAUUAAAGGUUUUGAAAUUCGCCUAAUUCUUGUUUGCCUUUGCUUACAUCUCAAUUGUACAACCAGACUCCAGAGGAGUGAGCGCAGUUUCUCAUAAUUAAAUAAAAACCUUAAGAGCUCAACAGUGGCAUAAUGAUUAACCAAGUCACCAUUUUAGUUAUGUCGUGUUUUGCUAAAUUCUGACAAGGAUAUAUCAGUUACCUUGUACAACUGUAAGUCCGAAGUCAGGGGCCUUCCUCCAUAAGUAACCAUUAAUUUAGGGACCCCUGGAAUGAGGAAAAUGGGUAGUCUUUUGGAGAUUUAGGAUCAUACCUCUUGAAGUCCUGGAUGUUUCAAGACCGUUACAAACCAUAUUCAAGUUGAAUUCUGGACACUAGUAACUGUCACAUACAGUUAAGUCAGAGAUACAAGUUGUAAAGGCAACCUCACCCUCAUCUCCCAUAUUUGCAUAUGAUUCUUGAAGUACAGGCUUUACACCUGCCUAUGUAAACCAUAUAUAAUUAUUCAUUUUUGCUUUAAGUCAUCCCCCUUGCCCCCUUGUCCUUAAACUGUUUAGGGAAAAUUUAAAAUUUAUUUUGUAGAUCAACUACUUAUCAAUUGCAAAGGAUCAUAAGGUAUCAAAUGAGAAACACAAACACAGAGCACAAGGGCAACCUUAAGAGUUAAUAUUCAAGAGUAACUUUUAAAAAAACUUGAUAAAAAUACCACAUGUAGUUUUUCAUUUCUUUUAUCACUUUAUUUCAGUGAUCAGUUUAUCUCUGUACACGAUUCAGCCAUUGAUGUUUUGCAGGAUCCUGCUCUCACAGUUCUGUAUUUUUAAGAUGGAAAAAUUGGGGAAAUUAAUUUUCCUCUCAGAUUAAAAGAGAUUCUUGGUUGUGAAACUAUUAAUAUCAUGUUUAUUUGUUGGUAGUCAAUUUGAAUUGGACUCAAAGUCCAGUUCAGUCAAUGAUGUUCUGAGUUCUGCUGUAGAAUCAUUAGUCCUGUUACUAGGACCAGCCAUGGAAAAUGUGAUCAAUGCUUUAGCCAUGGCCAUAUAAAUAGAGCUUCAGUAUAUUCAAAUUGUUGGAUUUGGUCUGUUAUACAAGAGUAUUGUUUAUCUUUUUAGUUUAAAUCUUUUUUUUUUUUUUUUAAAGAUUUUAUUUAUUUGACAGAGAGAGACACAGCGAGAGAGAGAACACAAGCAGGGGGAGUGGGAGAGGGAGAAGCAGGCUUCCCACGGAUCAGGGAGCCCGAUGCGGGGCUCGAUCCCAGGACCCUGGGAUCAUGACCUGAGCCGAAGGCAGACGCUUAAUGACUGAGCCACCCGGGCACCCCUUUAGUUUAAAUCUUUUAAGUGAUUAUCAGUGUAAUAAAAUAAUAACAAACCUGAUAGAAGUUCAGUUUUAUCACUCAUCAACUGUGUACUAGGACUUUCAAAAAUUUUUUCCUUAAAACGGGUUUAAAUACAAUUCAUUAGCCCUAAAGUGUAAUGCACGUCAUUUGUGAAAGUUCUCAUUUCUUUAAUAGUGCUUCUCUUACUGUUCUAAUAGUUGUACAGAUAAGAGAAGAUUCAUCUAAUUAACAUUUCAGACACCAGUUUUCAGUCUUAUUUUUUGACCCAGGGUUUUCUGGGUGCUGUAUAGCAGUUAGCAAACUAGGCUGUGGUAAAGCAUUUGUGGUUAUAAUUCUUGCUGGUUGUUUGAUAUAAUUACAGUAUUUUAUUUUCUGUAUACUGAGAAAUUUAUAUACUGAAUAGAAGGAGUGUCUUAUUCACUAUUUGGCUUUUUAUCAUUUUAUUUGAUGUGUAAAACAUCUUCCUGUAUUAGCAAGCAAUGCCUAUCGCAGUGCUAUGCUAAUCACCUUAUUAAAUAGCCUGUGGUAUCAUUUAGUGUCUAGAUUUGUUCAGGAAUCAAGUAAAUGAUUCAACAGUUUUUACUGAAAAUAGGUUUAUUUUCCUUUUUCUGAAAAAGUAUCAAGUGUAGUAUCUGUUCUUAUCAGUUUAAUUUCACUUGUAAAACUUGCUAUGUAUGGAUAAUUAGUCAUUUCUACUUUUUUUUUUUCCUGUACUGGGUGAUGUUGGCAAACUCUUCUUAAACAGUUGAUAUGCUUUCACCAGGAGUUUUUUCAGUAAUAGUGAUAAUUAAAAAUUUGCAGACAGCUGAUGUUUUUGGUUGUAGAAAUAAUCUGUAAUGUAAAAGUAUGUUCAUGACAAUAGCAUUAUAUCACUUAUUUGUAUUAUAAUACAUUUAAACUGCUGCUGCCAUUGUCCUGUUACAUAUAAGAAGGUGGUUUUAAAUUGUAAAUGAUUUGAACUAAUAGAAAGAGGGAAUAUUCACCUAAAAAUAUUAGCAUUUGGAGGCAUUUUUGUAUAAUAAGAUACAUUUCUUUAAAAGCUUAUUUUAGCACUCUAUUAGGUUCUACUGUAGAGGAAGGGAUGUGCCUUUCUUAGCUCAGGAGGAAGCUGCUUUUAUUAUGCUGGCAAAUGUAUAAGAUCUGAGCUACGCUUUCCCCAUAUAAUUUGUUUGUGUGAAGAUCUCUUUAGUUCAAAUGAUCACUAUGGGUUGUGUAUGAAAUACAGUAUUGUAAACUCUUAAGAUACAUAUUGUGGGGACCAGUUGUGACACCGCUUGUGUUGGCACUUCUGACCCACUCAUUUUUUUAAGAUUUUAUUUUAGAAAGAACGUGAAUGGGGGGAGGGGCAGAGGGACAGGGAGAGAACCUCAAGCAGACUUUGUGCUGAGCAUGGAGCCCAAUGCGGGGUUCCAUCCCAUGACCCUGAGAUCAUGACCUGAGCCAAAAACAAGAGUCAGACAUUCAACCCACUGAGCCACCCAGGUGCCCCCCCAAUCCACUCAUUUUAACAGCCUACAACCACCCAUACAUUCAGUGUGUGAAGACGAUUCAUAAGACUAAGCAUUUGGUCAUACUCAUAGCUAAGAUUUAUUAUAGUGACACAGCAAAGAUACACAGCUGGAUCAGAAAGGAAAAGACUAGAGGAAUUAGUCUAGAGUCUAGAGGAACCCAUGUUCAGGCUUCCUAUGCUGUUCUUGAAGGAGCUACACAGAGUGUACUCCAACAGUGAAAUGCAUUAACAUGGGCACAGUAUUUCUGCCCAGGGAAGCCUGUUUAAAAAGCCCAGGGUUUUUAUUGGGUGCUAAAUCAUGUAGGCACCCUUUGCCCACCAAAAUUCCAAUUUCCCAGAAGAAGAGCAGGUGUUUACCGUAAAUCACGUGGUUUUUAAAGCAGUCUGGUCAGGCUAGCACAACCAGUACAAUCUUAUCAAAUAAAGAAAAUUUCAAAAGCUAAGUUUCUAGAUGCCAGCUGAGGGCCAACCUUGUAAACAAGCCCUUCUAAAGAUUAGACCUACACCAUUUGUUGAGAAGACUAUUCUUUCCCUUGGAAUGGUCAUGGUAUCCUUGAAAAUCAGCUGAACAUAGAGGCUUAUUGCUGGACUCAUUGACCUACAUGCCUAUGUUAAUUCCAUAAUAUAUUGAUCCCUGUAGCUUUGUUGUAACUUCUGAAAUCAGGAAGUAUGGGUCUUCCAGAUUCAUUAUUUUGUGAUAGUGUUUUGACUCUCCAUGUCCCUUGUGAUUCCAUAUGCAUCUUAGGAUCAGCUUUUCCAUUUUUUCUGCUGAAAUUUUAAUUGGGAUUGUAUUGAACCCAUAGAGCAAUUUUGGUAAAGACAUCUUUUGUUCUGGUUAUCUAUUGCUGAACGACAAAUCACCCCAAACUAAAUAGUGUAAAAGAAAAACCUUUUUUUAUUACGCUCCUAGAUUCUGUUGGAUACAGAAUUGGGAUGGGGCACAGUAGGGAUGUUUAUCUAUUCCAUGAUACUUAGAGGCUUCAGCUGGGAGUGAGGGGUCUGGGAGCUUAAAUCAUUAGCAGGCUUCUUCACUCAGAUGUGCCACUUAUUAAAAAUCUAUGUGACUUGAGCUUCUCGCAACAUGGUAGCUCAGUUCUAAGAGGGAGCAUCUGGGGGCAAGUGUUCUAAGAGAAAAGGAGAAAGCUCCAUGACCUUUUAUGAUUUCACCUUAAGUUACAUAGUGUCACUUUGGUAGUUUACUGGUUGAAGCAGUCAUAAGCCCUUUCAAAGGGAAGAGGACAUAGACUCCCACCUUUCCAUGAGAAAAUUUGGGGUCACCACCAAAUUCAUCUUACGAAUUCAUUCAUGAAUUCCUCCAUUUCAUGUAUAUAUAUAUAUAUAUAUAUGUAUAUGUAUACAUGAAUUCCUCCAUUUCAUAUAUAUAUAUAUAUACACACACAUGAAUCAGAAAGGAAUAUAUAUAUAUAUUCAGUAUAUUCAGUAUGUAUAUAUAUAUAGUCAGUAGGUAUAUACUGAUUGUUUUGUAGUGUUCUGUGUAGAGGUCUUGCAUAUUUUUCAUUGUUUUAUUCCUAGGUAUCUAAUUUUUAAAAUGUAUUAGAAAGUUUUUUUCAUCUCAUUUUCUGUUCUUACUGUGUAGAAAUCAAUUUAUAAUAUUUGCUUUGUAUCCUGCAGCCUUACUAAAUUGACUUUUUAAUGGUUUGUAGAAUUUUAAGGUUUUCUACAAUUAUAAUUAUGUAACCUGUGAAUAAUGAUAACUUCCUCAUUUCCAAUAUAUAUCCCUAUUAUUUCCUUUUCUUUCCUUGUUGCAUUAGCUAUGACCUCCAGUAUUAUGUUGAAUAAAAAAUAGUGAUAGCAAGUGUCC
Messenger RNA from Mirounga angustirostris (Northern elephant seal), 9180 nucleotides. It is a transcript of the gene UBE2D1, whose product is annotated as ubiquitin conjugating enzyme E2 D1. Lineage: Eukaryota; Metazoa; Chordata; Mammalia; Carnivora; Phocidae. The transcript is spliced from 10 exons. The record is from RefSeq and is a predicted model, not a curated record. The coding region runs from base 2193 to 2585 and encodes 130 amino acids. Gene Ontology annotation, molecular function: ubiquitin conjugating enzyme activity. Gene Ontology annotation, biological process: protein K48-linked ubiquitination. Gene Ontology annotation, cellular component: nucleus.